Molecule: messenger RNA, 417 nt
Organism: Gongylonema pulchrum
Lineage: Eukaryota; Metazoa; Nematoda; Chromadorea; Rhabditida; Gongylonematidae
Source: the annotation of a GenBank genome assembly
AAAAUUCUUGAUGGAAAACCGUUGGAAGCUGAAAUCAAAGGACUGGAUAUUAUGAAUGAUGAUCCGACACGUGCACGAGUGUUAUAUGCGUGUGCAUCUUCGGACAAAUUGCCGGAUGUUGCGAAUGCAUUGGCGAAAGCAAUGAGUGAUACAGGGCUUGCACCGGAACAGGACACCGUAAAGCUUCAUGUGACACUUUUGAACGUGAGAUAUGCGAGCUAUCAGUUUCAGAGUGAUGAUAGAAAGAGAAGAAUGGAUGUUUCGCGUCUUCUUGAAAAAUACCGAGAUUACGAAUUUGGAAAAGUUGUAAUUCCUGAAGUACAUAUAUCACGAUUGAUAAGAGAAGAGGGCAGUACCGAUUAUUAUACUGCCAUUGGAAUAUUUCCUCUAAACGCCUCGGAAAAAAGCGACGAAUAG